This is a messenger RNA of Vigna radiata var. radiata (mung bean), 324 nucleotides long. Its product is annotated as plant intracellular Ras-group-related LRR protein 9-like. The transcript has 4 exons. The coding region runs from base 1 to 324 and encodes 107 amino acids. Lineage: Eukaryota; Viridiplantae; Streptophyta; Magnoliopsida; Fabales; Fabaceae. The record is from RefSeq and is a predicted model, not a curated record. Gene Ontology annotation, molecular function: protein binding.
AUGAGAGUAAGUGGUCCCAGUAAGAGUUUAGAUGAAAAGUUUGUAUCAGUUGUAAUAAUGGGUAGGUACUGUGAUUUUAGAAAGGGAAGGUUGCAGGGAAUAGGACAGCUUAUACUUUUGGAUGUUUUGGUGCCGUCAAAACAGGCGAUUCCUGAUUCAAUAGCAGGACUGCAGAAGCUUGUGGAGCUGGAUGUUUCAUCUAAUGUUUUAGAGUCUCUGCCAGAUUCCAUUGGAUUGCUAGUUAAUCUAAAGAUCCUUAAUGUGUCAGGGAACAAGCUAACUUCUCUUCCCGAAUCCAUUGCCCUUUGCAGUUGUGUGCAAUAG